AUGGAAUACCUUGAAGAUCUUGUUUUACAAAGUAUUGGACAGCUUACUGAUAUUAAUAUUAAUCCUUGGUUACAUAAUAUCUCAAGAAAUAAUGAAAUUAUUAGUAAUAAGAAUUCAAUAACCCUACGUUAUAUAGCAAAAGUGAUUUGUGUUGCGAAUACACUACAUAAUGUAAUCCAACAAGGAAGAAGGAUGUCGUUACGAGAGCUGUACUAUCAUAAUACUUGGCUAUUUGAUAAUCAAAAUCAGGCUACAGUUAUAGUUAGAAAAAUUUCAAUAAUGCUUAGAAUUCCUCGGAGGACCUUGGGAUUAUUUCCUUCUCCCAAAGGGAUGAUUGGAGGACGAAUAACAUUUAGAUACAAGGAUAUAGAAGUUUUAAAUAUAUAUAAUAUGGGUAUUACAGGAGCUAUAAUAGGAGAUAACUUUGAAGAUAUUGGAGAGCAAAGUAAUAUUGAGGUAGAAUCAGAUGCACAAUAUAUAAUAAUUAUUGAGAAGGCAUCAAUCUUUCAAUAUUUAAUGGAACGUAAGAUUUCUGAUCGUUUUUCAUGCAUACUUAUAACAGGUAAAGGAUUUCCAGAUAUAGCUACAAGGAAACUAAUUUCAUAUCUUGUAUAUAAACUAAAAAUUACAACUUUGUACCUUGGUGACUAUGAUCCACCUGGAAUAAAUAUAUACUUAACAUAUGUUCGUGGAUCAGAUAACUAUGAAUCAUUAAUAGUUGCUUGUCCUCAUAUAUAUUUUAUGGGAAUUCAUUAUGAAGAUACGUUUGAUUUGCCUUGUACGACUCAAAUACCAUUAACAAAAAAUGAUAAGACAGUAUUAAGUAAUUUGCUAAGUGAUCCAAUUGUAAAGGCUUGUAACAAACUCCAUGGUCAAUGCAAGAUGAUGUUUAAAAGUGGUUAUAAAUGUGAAUUAGAAGCAUUUCAAGCUAUAUCAAGUGACUUUUUAGUAAAUUCAUAUUUACCGAAUAAGCUACUUAAAAGAUCAUGGAUAUGA
Molecule: messenger RNA, 996 nt
Organism: Cryptosporidium muris RN66
Lineage: Eukaryota; Apicomplexa; Conoidasida; Eucoccidiorida; Cryptosporidiidae
Product: DNA topoisomerase, putative
Exons: 10
Coding region: 1-996 (331 amino acids)
Biological process (GO): reciprocal meiotic recombination; meiotic DNA double-strand break processing; meiotic DNA double-strand break formation
Cellular component (GO): nuclear chromosome
Molecular function (GO): DNA binding; ATP binding; DNA topoisomerase type II (double strand cut, ATP-hydrolyzing) activity
Source: RefSeq, a predicted model, not a curated record